This is a messenger RNA of Vitis vinifera (wine grape), 798 nucleotides long. RefSeq names its product mogroside IE synthase-like. The record is from RefSeq and is a predicted model, not a curated record. The coding region runs from base 1 to 693 and encodes 230 amino acids. The transcript has a single exon. NCBI's taxonomy places the organism in Eukaryota, Viridiplantae, Streptophyta, Magnoliopsida, Vitales, Vitaceae.
AUGAGGAGAGGAAAAAGAGUUGGUGAAAUACAUAUAAUGGUUUUUCCUUUCCCCCUACAGGGUCACAUAAACCCAAUGCUACAAUUCUUCAAGCGCCUAGCCUCCAAAGGUCUCAAGGUUACACUACUGAUGGCAGCCAGUUCCAUUAACAAGUCUGUUCAAGACCAAGCUAGUAGCUCCAUCAACAUUGAGCUCAUUGCUAAUUAUGAGUCGGACCCAGACAAAAAACAAGAAGACAUUAAGGCAUAUCUGGAGAAAUUUAAGAUUUUAGCCUCACAAAGCUUAAGUGAGGUAAUUGAGAAGCACAAUAGAUCUGACCACCCUGCUAAAAUCCUUGUGUAUGACUCAAUCAUGCCAUGGGCACAAGACCUAGCUGAACCACUAGGUCUUGAAGGAGCUCGGUUCUUCACACAAUCUUGUGCGGUUUCUACCAUCUACUACCAUGCAAAUCAAGGGGCAUUCAAGAAUCCUUUAGAAGGGUCAACAGUAUCUUUGCCUUCAAUGCCCAUAUUAGGCAUCAAUGAUAUGCCAUCUUUUAUGAGAGAGAUGGGCUCAUACCCAGCUUCACUCGCCCUCCUCUUGAAUCAGUUUUUGAAUUUGCAGAAAGUUAAAUGGGUUUUCUUCAACACCUUCAACAAGUUGGAAGAUGAGGUAAGUUCUAAUUCACCUUUUAGAUCAGAGGUCAAAUCGUAAUAAGAAGUAUAGUUCAUUAGUUUAUGGGAUUUUUUCACGCCUACAAAUAUCAUACUCUUAAUAAUUUUUAAUCCAUCUAUACAUGAAUAGAUUAAAGAAAGAUGA